AUGUUUCCAUCUCCUGACCCCACUCAGGGCACAGUUCCGACCUUCCUCCCCACUCAACAAGUUGAGGAUUGUUACAAUGGCAGUCAACCCAGUGGCACGCCAAUGGAAGAUGGACCAGAUGUUGAAGAUCAUUUUAUCCUCUUCCAACUUCCAACUCAUGUUGACAGCUUCUUCCAGAAUGUGCUGGGUGAGUAUGCGAGCCACCAGUCAGCUCAGAACCUACAGCGGUUCUUCACCACCUUGCUUGGGGAUGAUGCAACUUCAUGGUCCAUCAUGAAGGGGGACCGGAGCAUAGGAGGGACCGAGGAAGAAUCAAGCAGUAUGGGUGGCCAAAUUGCUCACUCGUCCCCAACCAAUAGCCACACUCCCUCCCUGGAAAGCCCACAUCCGUUGAUCAGCAUACAACCUGUAGUGGAAACUGAUGGUAAUGGAGCACAGCCAAGCAACUCCCCCCCAUCCUACAAGUCCCUUCCUUGUACCCUGAAGCGACAUUUAUCAGGGGAAGGCGAUGAUGGGACCACGGCAAAGAGACAAAGGGGAACACAGCUGGCAGGUCCCAGUGGCACCCACCAGCAGGUAGUUUUGGUGGAAUGCACACCAGAGAGUCAUGAGGAAAGUGUUGUGGGAUCCCAGGAGUUUCAGGGCCCCCUUGGCUCAGGCCAUGGCUUGACUCGUGACACUCAAGGUAGUGUGACAGCCAGGGCUGUGCCCGAUGUGUUGGGGACCACAAAUUACUUUGAAGGAACUGGGUCAUAUGAGGGGCCAAGUGACAGUGAAUCCCAUGUUUCAAGAUCAUCAGGUGGAGAAACCAUCUUGACCGAUGCACCAUCUUUCGAGUUCUGGAGGUAUGUUAACAGGCUUCCGGCACAUGAGAAGGCAAACAAAGUAGCAAGGAGGGAGGUGUGGGAAGGCUGGGAGCCUAUUAGUGCAUCUAGGGAGCGUGAAGGGAACGUUUUGGAGGAAAUGUGA
Molecule: messenger RNA, 969 nt
Organism: Cantharellus anzutake
Lineage: Eukaryota; Fungi; Basidiomycota; Agaricomycetes; Cantharellales; Hydnaceae
Exons: 1
Coding region: 1-969 (322 amino acids)
Source: RefSeq, a predicted model, not a curated record